Molecule: messenger RNA, 3446 nt
Organism: Scylla paramamosain (green mud crab)
Lineage: Eukaryota; Metazoa; Arthropoda; Malacostraca; Decapoda; Portunidae
Product: zinc finger protein 117-like
Exons: 2
Coding region: 1-777 (258 amino acids)
Biological process (GO): regulation of transcription by RNA polymerase II
Cellular component (GO): nucleus
Molecular function (GO): RNA polymerase II transcription regulatory region sequence-specific DNA binding; DNA-binding transcription factor activity, RNA polymerase II-specific
Source: RefSeq, a predicted model, not a curated record
AUGGAGGAAACCAGGAGAUUUGUGUGUGAUGAGUGUGGGGAAAUCCUGAACAGCAGCAGCAGGCAUGUGCAGCAUGCCCUGUCACACCGAGGAGUGACUGUGUUCUGCUGUGAAAAAUGUGAGGAAGUGUUCUUGAGUGAGAGCAAGCUGAACCAACACUUGGACAAGCACAACUCUGCCAGGAAACAUGAAUGUGAAGUGUGUGGAAAACGGUUUCACAAAUCAACAGAUAUGAGAGCGCAUACAUUACAGCAUUAUGGGGUGAAGGAAUAUAAAUGUAAUGAAUGUGGGAAAGAGUUUGGUACCAGGAAGAGUCUUAUUCAGCACAGCAAGAUUCAUUCUGAUGUGAAGGAAUAUAAGUGUUUCAGGUGUGGCAAUGAGUUCAGAUGGAAGGGUCACCUCACACAACACAUGAAGAGAAUUCACAACCAAGAGAAAAGUGUCUUCUGUGACAAGUGUGGGGCAGGUUUCUUCAGCCAGGAGUGUCUAGCAAAACAUAGGUUUGUUUGUUCUGUUGGAAAGAGAGAACAGAAGUGCAGCAAUGAUGAUAUGAAAUUUACAUCAAAGAACCAAUUAGAACAACCCACGAAGGGCCCCAGGAAGGCAGAGCUCUUUGUGUGUGAGGAGUGCGACAAAGUGUUCACCCGCAAGAGUCACCUCGCUCUGCAUGUCAACAAGCGACACCAGGGAAUGAGCAAGCACACGUGUCCUGAGUGUGGCAGGUCCUUCAGCCAGCGGGACCAUCUCAAUGUGCACAUGAACUCCUGCACUGAGUAGUGGAGGCAGGCUGUGCAGUGUUAUAGGAUGAGGCGCAGUGGAGUUGCGUUAUCACUGCCAGGUAACAUGCCACCUCCUGUGUGGUGUGGCAGAUGGAAAGGAAAAAAAAUUAGGAUAAAUCUUCAAGUGCAUGAGGGUAAGGAUGAUUUAUAUUAAUUAAUUACUCAUGUUUAUUUAUUUGUAUGGGCCAUCCCAUGUGGAAUUGCCAGCCUGGUAUACAAAUAGAUUACAGAGGGUGUCUGAGUUAUGAGGUAACGAGUUACAAACAUUCAGAGAUAUGAGCAGUCUACUUGCAAAAUGAAAUUGCCAACCAAAAGUUCAAAUAUGUUGCUACACGCCAUAUUUACCUAGUAUGCCACUUUGCCACUACCCAUGUACCACAGCACCAUACCGAAGGACUGCCCACCACCCCAGAACACAGGUCCCAUUCCCUUGUAGGUCCCAUUCCCUUGUACACCUGCCAGUGGAUAGGACAAGCUCUAUUGUGCUCUUCUGAAUUAAAGAACAUCUUAAAAGUGCCAUGCCUAUGCAGUCAACAAUAAUAACCAAGAGAAGAGGUAAGUUGAUAAAAGAAACUGAGAAACUUCUGGGCGUGUGGAUGGAACACCACAGGGAGAAGAGGACAGCACUUGCCCUCAAGCUGAUUCAGAAGGCUAUGAGCCUUUUUUAUGACUUGAAGGCUAAGGCUGGCAAAAGUGCUGUAGGCAAAAAAUUUUCUGUAAGUUCUGGAUGGUUCUGUUGCUUCAGAAGACAUGCUAACUUGCACCAUGUGCCUGCCAGUGGUAAGGGAGCAAGAGCCGAUGAAGUAGCAGCAGAAAAUGCCCCAAGAUGCUCCAAGAAAUCAUUGAAAAGGAAGACUAUACCCCUUAGCAAAUAUACAGUGUUGACAACAUUUAUAAGUGCAUUCAGAAUGUCAAUGCUGCAUGGAAAUAACAUAGUGUGACAUGAAUUCAGCAUGGAAGGUUUUAUACCCACACUAUGUUAACAUUUCAGAGGAUUUGACCAGGAAGAGGAGGCAAAAAAAAUCAUUAGCAGUCUUGUUGCCAUAAGUGGAAAGCUACAUCUGGACUUAAAAGACCUUGAAGAGCUGCUUGAGUUGCAUGCAGAGGAUUUAACUAAUGAAAAGUUAAUAGAGCUGGUACAAAUGCUAAGAAUAGAACAUAAGGAAGAAGAACCUGUCCAUGUUAAGAAGUUUGACACUAAAUUGAUGGCUGAGGGGCUUUCUUAUCUGGAGAAAUGUCUUUCUAUUUUUGAGAAUCAGAACCCAAAUGCUGAGAGAUUCUUGAAGGUAUCAACAGCCAUGAAUGAUGCUAAUCAUUGUUAUAGUCUCAUGUAUGAUGAAAAAGAAAAACAGUGCAAACUUAAUUAGAGCAAUUUUUCAAGCCAGUGCCUUCAACCUCAGCAGCCUCUCCAACUCCAUUCACUGCUGUACCUUCAACCUCAAGAGCCUCCACACAUUUAUUAACUGCUUCCUACUCAGAUAAAGAAGAAAAUGUUGCAGGCAGAAGAAACCUUUGACAAAGAAGAGACUGAUGCUGAAGACCUGCUGUAAGUUCACCAUCUCUACACCUCUCGUCUUAGUCUACCAGAAUCAUUGGUGAGGCAGUGCUGUGAGUCAUGUGAGCUGUGUCCACCUGCCUCCUUGAGGAUGGAUGUAACAGAGGUCAGGCAGACAGGAAAUGCUUUAUAUCCCAGAGAGGCUAAAGGAGUACAUGUAAAAGAUGUGCCAUGUCCAUUCAUUCCUAGUUUGCAAUAGGAGCAUAAGUUGCUGUUGCAUCUUUGUUGCUGAUUGGACAGUGGCUCUUUUAUCUUUAACCUUAUCAGUGAUUGGCCCUUGGCUCAGUCACCCUGUCUCCCACUUAGCACAAAUGCUGGACUCUCCAUACUACAAGUUAUACUUCUCUUUUCUCCAUCUCCCUUUUGUACAAUACUUACUUUUUUAUUUAUUCAUUUUUUUUUUAAUAUUGAACAGAAUGACUACAGUAGUUUUGAAUAUGAUAAAACAAUGAUUGACUGAGAUAAUGUAAGGUGAAAUCAUCGGCAGAACUGAAAAUGUUUAGACCCCUUUUUGUUCUGUGCUGCUUUUUUACAUAAUACUGUAAAUCAAAUUUGUGAUAUGUGAUAGAGAAAGUUCCCCAGAACAUGACGGUGUUGUAAGGUUUCAGUUAAGGUGGAAAGGAAGGCUGGUAAAUGUUUUUUUUAAUCUCAAGCUGUUGGUGCAAGACAAUGGAGGCUGUGUACAUGUGUUUGUCCUUACAGUGCCAAGCUGCUGUUUUGUGUCUACAGCUUUGGAUAAAAUGUUGCUACUACCCUUCUUUUCUGUCUUAUUUUAAAUCUAAUAAUACCAUUAUGUUUAGAAAAAUCUACAUGUGAUGUGAGCAGUCAUUAGAUGAGGGCUGAGUUGUUAAGCAGCUAGCUGUUUGUUGGUCCCUGAAGUGGCAAUAUCCAUGUGUGUGUUUGCAUAACAGGGUGGUUAGGAUGUCUACUACCCCUAUAGAGGCCUUUGGAGGAUGUGAUAGGGUUUAAUUAAGUCUUAAAUAAGAGUGGACUACCUAUGUACACACACACACACACACACACACACACACACACACACACACACACACACACACACACACACACACACACACACACACACACACACACACACACACACACACACACACACA